This is a messenger RNA of Urocitellus parryii (Arctic ground squirrel), 2614 nucleotides long. The record is from RefSeq and is a predicted model, not a curated record. Lineage: Eukaryota; Metazoa; Chordata; Mammalia; Rodentia; Sciuridae.
CGGCGGAGGACGCGCCCGGCGCCCCUGAGCGGCGGCGGCGGCGCGCCGUGGGAUGAAUGACUGAUUCAUACCGGAGCUGCAGAGGCUGGCGGCGGGCGGUUCUGGGAUCCGGCGCGGGCAGAAUGCGCACACUCCACCUCCGAUUAACGCCAAAGGUGAUUUCAGAAGGAUGGCUGUCCUGCAAAACUUAGAGGAAGUUUGCUGACUGUGUUGGCGGUGGGACGCCUGCUUUGACCGUGGCUGAGUUGACCUGGUGCUGUUGCAGCGGGCUCUUGCUGGCCCACCAGGUGAGGGCCGAAACUCCAUUCUGUGGAAGAAGCUAAGGUUAACACUGCUUCACUUCUUGCUUUGCUGAAGCUUCUUCCUCCUCGGUCAAGCUUCGAUAGAUCUUCUUACAACAUAUGACACACAGAAUUUCUCUUUCCUAAAAUGGAGUCGAGUAAAAAGAUGGACUCCGUGGGCGCACUGCAGACCAACCCCCCGCUGAAGCUGCAGCCCGACCGCAGUGGGUCUGUGCUGGUCCCCGAGCAAGGAGGCUAUAAGGAGAAGUUUGUGAAGGCCGUGGAGGACAAGUACAAGUGUGAGAAGUGCCGCCUGGUGCUGUGCAACCCCAGGCAGACCGAGUGUGGGCACCGGUUCUGCGAAAGCUGCAUGGCCACCCUGCUGAGUUCCUCGAGUCCAAAAUGUACAGCGUGUCAAGAAAGCAUCSUUAAAGACAAGGUGUUUAAAGACAACUGCUGCAAGAGAGAGAUCCUAGCCCUUCAGAUCUACUGUCGGAACGAGAGCAGAGGAUGUGCAGAGCAGUUAACCCUGGGUCAGCUGCUGGUGCAUCUAAAAAAUGACUGCCAGUUUGAGGAACUUCCCUGUGUCCGUGCCGACUGUAAAGAAAAAGUCUUGAGAAAAGACCUGCGCGAUCACGUGGAAAAGGCAUGUAAAUACCGUGAGGCCACAUGUMAUCACUGCAAAAGCCAAGUCCCGAUGGUCACACUGCAGAAACAUGAAGACACUGAGUGUCCCUGCGUGGUGGUCUCCUGUCCUCACAAGUGCAGUGUCCAGACUCUUCUGAGGAGCGAGUUGAGUGCACACUUGUCAGAGUGUGUCAAUGCCCCCAGCACCUGUAGCUUUAAGCGCUAUGGCUGCGUUUUUCAGGGGACGAACCAGCAGAUCAAGGCGCAUGAGGCCAGCUCCGCCGUGCAGCAUGUCAACUUGCUGAAGGAGUGGAGCAACUCCCUGGAGAAGAAGGUUUCCUUGCUGCAGAAUGAAAGCGUAGAAAAAAACAAGAGCAUACAAAGUUUGCACAAUCAGAUAUGUAGCUUUGAAAUUGAAAUUGAGAGACAAAAGGAAAUGCUUCGGAAUAAUGAAUCCAAAAUACUUCAUUUACAGCGAGUGAUAGACAGCCAGGCGGAGAAACUGAAGGAGCUGGACAAGGAGAUCCGUCCCUUCCGACAGAACUGGGAGGAGGCCGACAGCAUGAAGAGCAGCGUGGAGUCCCUUCAGAACCGCGUGACCGAGCUGGAGAGUGUGGACAAGAGUGCGGGGCAGGCAGCUCGAAACACAGGCUUGCUGGAGUCCCAGCUGAGCCGGCAUGACCAGAUGCUGAGCGUGCAUGACAUCCGCCUGGCUGACAUGGACCUGCGGUUCCAGGUCCUGGAGACYGCCAGCUACAAUGGCGUGCUCAUCUGGAAGAUCCGGGACUACAAGCGCCGGAAGCAGGAGGCUGUCAUGGGGAAGACCCUGUCUCUCUACAGCCAGCCCUUCUACACAGGCUAUUUUGGCUAUAAGAUGUGUGCCAGGGUCUACCUGAACGGAGAUGGGAUGGGGAAGGGGACGCACUUGUCGCUGUUUUUUGUCAUUAUGCGUGGAGAGUACGAUGCUUUGCUGCCGUGGCCAUUUAAGCAGAAAGUGACGCUCAUGUUGAUGGAUCAGGGGUCCUCUCGGCGCCAUCUAGGAGAUGCGUUCAAGCCCGACCCCAACAGCAGCAGCUUCAAGAAGCCCACCGGAGAGAUGAAUAUUGCCUCUGGCUGCCCUGUCUUCGUGGCCCAAACUGUUCUAGAAAACGGGACGUAUAUUAAAGAUGAUACGAUUUUUAUUAAAGUCAUAGUGGAUACUUCGGAUCUGCCUGACCCCUGAUGAGUACCUGGGGAGGUGGAUUUAGCAGAAGGUAACUCCUCUGGGGGCUUUGAACCAGUCUGUCCUCACUGAGGUCCUCGCACUCAGAAAAGGACCUGGUGGGACGCAGGAAGCAGCAGGAGGCGGACGCACGGCUGGCGGGAGGAACCACACGUGAACACACUCCAGCGUUUUCUAACAGACUAGCCACACUCCACUCUGAAGAGUUAUUUAUCCUUCAAUGAGAUAAAUAUUGCUGUCAGAGGAGGGUUUCAUUUUCAUUUUUAAAGAUCUAGUUAAGUAAGGUGGAAAACAUAUGCUAACAAAAGAAACAUUUCUCUUCCGUAAACUUGAACACCCAAAAGAGGAAACGCACGUGGAGACAGCUGGACCUGUCGGCAUGAGCAGCAAAAGGGGAAUUUAUGAAAUGAUAAUGCAGUUCUGAUAUAUUCACCCUGAAAGUCAAGAGUGCAAUCUUGUUUCAAAUACAGUAUAUUGUCUAUUU